Messenger RNA from Paramecium sonneborni, 1134 nucleotides. The record is from the annotation of a GenBank genome assembly. Lineage: Eukaryota; Ciliophora; Oligohymenophorea; Peniculida; Parameciidae.
AUGAUAAGUAAGUUAUUUAUUUAUCAAUUGUAGUUAAUUGGAAUGUUAUGAAAUGGAAGAUGAUAACUUAUCAGCAAAAGCAACUACAAAAAAAAUACAAAAUUAGAAAAUAGGAUCCUAGAAAGAAGACAAAUUGUUAGAAAUAGCAAUUCAUGAACUUGGAACUAAUUGGAAGGAAGUCGCAAAAUAUUUAUAUAGCAGGAAUCCUUCUUAAUGCGCUUAAAGAUGAAAAAGAAUUAAGCCUGUGUCAGCAUAUUGAAAAUAUAGAUCAAGAUGACAGAAAUAUUCAAGUUAUUAAAAGGGAGACCAGUAUAAUUUAUUACUAAAAUUUAUUAGGAAAAUAUGAUAAAAAAUAGAUUUAUUCCUUUAUUAGAAAAGAAUAUAUGAAUAUUUAAAAUCCUUAUUAUGUGAUACCUAAUUCCUAAUAAAAACUGAUGCUGAAUUAUCAAAAUAAACUUAACUUAAAUGAUAUUAAUAAUUAGAAUGAAAAUAGUUUAUCAUGCAAAAGCAGUGUUUAAAAAAAAAAGAAAUAAUCUAAAAUCUAAAAGAAAAAGAUAAAAAAAUAAAACUCAAUAACAAAACAAAAAGAACCAGAAAAAAAAAUAAAUAAUAAUAUUAUUAUAGAGUAAAAUGAAGAAGUUUUGAAUGGAAUUAUCUCAGCUGAAAGUUGCGAAGUCAAAGUUAAAGAAGAAGAUGAUAAUGAAUUUUAAGCAAAUAAAAUUGCAUAAAGUCUUUUAAGUUUAAGCUUAAACAAUAAUUUCAAUUAAUUUCAUAAUACAUUAAAUUCUUAAUAAUUAUUUAAUGAGUCAUUUAUAUCCCUUUACAAUUCUUAAGUCUUUUAAAACUAACCUUAAUAAUAGUAACAAUUCUAAUAAUCAUUAUGUAAAUAUAUUUAUUAAAUUAGAUAUAUAUUUUAAAUAUUAUGAAGGAAUUGCUAAUUUAAUCAAAAGCUAAAGUCUUUCAUAAUCCUAAUUACUAUAAGAGAUCCCUCUAAUCUUAUCAAAUGUUUCUAGUCAAGAAAUUAAUUAAUCUUCACUGAUGUAACUUUCACUAUCAAAUAUGAAUUUUUGUCAAUUUCCUUACAUGUUGAGAUAAGAGUCUUUUCCUCAUUCAAUGAACAAUUCAUAAUUUUGA